UCACUCAGAAAUCAAAGGAAUUAAGAAACGAAAUAUUUGAUGAAAACGCGCCUAUUCGAAACGUCGGCGGAGAUGAUUCAGAUGAUGGGGAUCAAAUGUUUAAGAACUCGACAUAUGAGGUAAUCCGACAAGCCCAAAGAGCUUUCCCCGAUGAAGAGGAUUUUGAAACAACAUUUGAAGAUAAAAAUAAUAAUAAUGAGCAUCCUAAUGCUUUAAAUGUAGAGAAUGAGCAUGACAAAAGCACACCAAGCACAUCUUCACGUCGACAGAGAAAUAAUAGAGUUGUAAAUGGAUUAAAGGUUAGAUAUGUCACCAAUUAUCCCUUUGAUUAUGAAAAUGGUAUGGCUAAAUCUGCAAGUAAAAAGGCAGUUAUACAUGAAAUUCAUGGUAUUUCAAAAUGUUAUCCUAUUGAGAACGAAACUCAUGAUGAUGCUUCAAAAAUAGUUGCAACGGAGGGUGUUAAUUUCUACAAUAUUUGGAAAUAUGACAAUAUAAUAGAUUUAAAUAACAUUUAUUCCAAUGAUAUAGCGGUUAUUCUCAAUACUUAUGGCGUCAAGGCGGCAAGAGCAGCUAUUCUAAAGGAGACUUUUGAAGGAAAAUACAAACCAUUCAAUAGAAUUGGUUUAGAUACAAGCACUUCUCCUUUAUUAAAAAUGAGUUUUGAAAGUACAUGUUCUUUUUUAACACAAGCUACUCUUCAUGGAGAUACUGAUUUAUUGGAUUCACCAUCAGCCAGAUUAGUAUUAGGUAAAGUUAUUCAAGGCGGAACAGGAUCUUUUGAAGUUAGAGUUCCAUUUGAAUCAAUUCCAAAAUAUCUUAAAACUUGA
Messenger RNA from Funneliformis geosporum, 827 nucleotides. Lineage: Eukaryota; Fungi; Glomeromycota; Glomeromycetes; Glomerales; Glomeraceae. The record is from the annotation of a GenBank genome assembly.